This is a messenger RNA of Malassezia vespertilionis, 1044 nucleotides long. RefSeq lists its product as uncharacterized. Gene Ontology annotation, molecular function: membrane insertase activity. Gene Ontology annotation, biological process: mitochondrial respiratory chain complex IV assembly; protein insertion into mitochondrial inner membrane from matrix. NCBI's taxonomy places the organism in Eukaryota, Fungi, Basidiomycota, Malasseziomycetes, Malasseziales, Malasseziaceae. Bases 1 to 1044 code for a protein of 347 amino acids. The transcript has a single exon. Gene Ontology annotation, cellular component: mitochondrial inner membrane. The record is from RefSeq and is a predicted model, not a curated record.
AUGCUACGAAUUUUGCGGCAUCGCUCCGCGCUUGGCCUCGGUGCGGCGCGGAGUGUGAAUCUGGGAUACUAUGGCAUGCGCUCAAAACAUACCGAUGCCACACUUGCGCACGUCACUUGGCUUGAUCCCCUGGCACGGCAUCUACUUGUGAUGCCAGAGACGUUGGGCCUUGUCGGGACAUGCCCUUAUCCGUACACGACGUUCAUUGUCGGCAUGACUCUAAUUUUACGUCUUGUUGUAUCGGUACCGACUGUAGCGUGGCAGAGACGCCGGAAUGACAAAUUUACGCAGAUUAUGCUGCCGGAAUGGGCCGUAUGGAAGCGCCAAAUACCCGCCGCUGCACUGUCUCGCCAUGCGCGUCAACAAGACAUAAGCAAGGAGAAACGUGUGCAGUUGCACCGCGAGAUACAUUGCGCUCUCACCGAAAAAUGGAAACAUCUGAUCAAAUUGCACGACUGCUCGCCACUGCGCACGACACUGACAUCACUGGCCGUGCAUAUUCCGCUCUUUAUUCUUGUCUCCAUGCUCUUACAAAAAGGUGCAAUUAUGGGAGACUCGGUGCUUGCGCAUGAGAUCGUGCCUUGGUGGUCCCCAGAUGCCACUGUGGCUGCGCAGGCAUCCGCAUCGCAGCAAAUUCUCCAGGAAAAAGGCCUGGAUCCGGAACUAGUACGACGGCUUACGCAGAUAGGCGGGCCUACACUCGCGGAUACGGACCCUACACGUAUUAUGCCUGUCGCUGUUGGGGCACUGAAUAUGGCCAAUGUGGAAAUUGGAAACUGGACAAGGCAGCGGCGCCGCGCAAAAGAGCACGCGCUGGGACUCGGCAGUGCACCCAAGUCCAACGAAGGGAGCGCUGAGCCGGGACCCGAGCCCGAGCCUGAGCCUUUGCGUUCGCGGGUGCUAUCCACCGUGCUGCGUGCAGGUGCAGUCAUUUCAAUCCCGAUAGCGACACAAGUACCAGCGGUGCUUUUGGUGUAUUGGGCAACGUCUGCAUGUGCUACAUUUGCACAAAACAUGUACUUUGCGCGCAAAGAGGCGGAAUAG